This is a messenger RNA of Pogona vitticeps (central bearded dragon), 3436 nucleotides long. RefSeq names its product steroid 5 alpha-reductase 2 (gene SRD5A2). Lineage: Eukaryota; Metazoa; Chordata; Lepidosauria; Squamata; Agamidae. Gene Ontology annotation, molecular function: 3-oxo-5-alpha-steroid 4-dehydrogenase activity. Gene Ontology annotation, biological process: steroid biosynthetic process. The record is from RefSeq and is a predicted model, not a curated record.
CGGGUCAGGUCGAAAAGAAAAGAAAAAAACACAGGCCCCGCCGCCGGGAGAGGAAGAAGAAGUAUCGCCUCUCCUUCUAUGUGGAGGCGCCGCGCGUCCCUCUCUCCCUCCCUCCCUCCCCGCUGGCUCGAGGAAAUGUUUUAGCCAUUUCCGAAAGAACUCGGAGGAGUAGCAGACCAAAUCCUGACGGACGGUGGGCGCUGAGGGCCGUAGUCCAUGGAGAAAUCUAUUCUGAGGACUUGGCGGGACGAGAGGAGAGGAGGAGGCGACUUGGCGACAGGUUGGGGCCAUGGGGGGGAUGUGGGGAGGAAGCGAAGGCGGGCGGGCGGACGACCCGCUCGCUCUCUCUCUCUCUCUCUUUUAUUUGCCUCAGCUCCACACCGCCUGCUGAGGCAACCACCUCUUCCUCGUCUGGGAGGGGACGUAACGGCCCAGCUCUAUUAAUGGCAGGGCUGCCCCGCCGUCGCUUCUGUCGCCACGGAGCGCCCUCUCGGGAACAGCAUGCAAUGCUCACGGAGCGGCCUGGUGGUGUCCCUCAGCUGCCUGCAGGUGGCCUUAGGGCUACUGCACUUGGCGCUAAACAGGCGCCAUCCCAUGCGCUACGGGAAGCACGACGAUUACAAGCAAAAGCAGGAGGAGCAGCGGCCAGGGCGGGAGAAAGCCGAGGGAAACGACUCUUCGCAGAAGCCGCCGCCGCCGCUGCCGGCUGAGGACCGCGCACACGUGCCCGCCCGCUGCGCCUGGUUCCUGCAAGAGCUGCCCGCUUGCCUGGUGCCCGCGCUCCUGCUGGCCUGGCGCAACCCGCCACGCUUGGCGCCUCUCGGCUGCAAGCUGCUGGCCGGCAUGUUCUGCGCCCACUACUUCUACAGGACAUUCAUCUACUCAUUCCUCAUAAGAGGCAGGCCUUUCCCACUGAAAGUGCUGUUCUGUGGUAUACUGUUCUGUACUUAUAACGGCUUCCUUCAAGGUUACUACAUGAUUUACUGUACAGAAUACCCAGAUGACUGGUGUAACAACCUAAGAUUUACAUCAGGACUCAUAUUGUUUCUGCUUGGCUUGGGAAUCAAUAUCCACAGUGACCAUGUUUUACGCCAGCUAAGAAAACCUGGAGAGUUCACUUACAAAAUUCCACAAGGAGGAUUGUUUGACUAUGUAUCGGGAGCAAAUUUCUUUGGAGAGAUACUGGAAUGGUUUGGCUAUGCGAUAGCGACCUGGUCCCUACCUGCUUUUACCUUUGCCAUUUUUACACUCUGCUGCAUUGGACCACGUGCUGUCCACCACCACAGGUACUACAUUAAGACAUUCACCAGCUAUCCAAGGUCAAGAAAAGCCUUGAUUCCUUUUAUAUUCUAGAAAACAAUUAUCUGGAUUUUUAAUUUGCUUUUUAUUUGAGGGGAGAGGUUGUUGUGUAUCUGCUUGUUGUCUAACAUUGACUUUAUUGUUGUUAAGUGUAAACUGCCAUUGUGAGCUUCAAAGAGAAAGAUUCUGGAAUUGUAUAAUGUAGCCAUGCACAGAGAGUUUUUGCAGGAAGAAGUAUUUGUCCCUUAAUUACAAAUGGGCAAUGUCUUGGAGUCAGACUACAAGUAACAGAAACUUCCCUUCCUAAUGUUCUUUAAACAGACAGACAAAAAAGUAGGCCUAGGAAGCUAGAGUCUUCAGCAUAGCAUCAGCAGUAUGAUGAGACGCUGAGAGCACUAUCAGAUGGGGAAAUAGCUCACAUUUCGGACUGCUUGCCAUGGUCCAGUGUGAACUAUUUUCCAGUGGUCCCAUGAUGCACAAUUGCUCACAAAACAGCCUGACCCUGAUAAAGGCCCAAGUAUUUUUUCUUCAGUGGCAGGUCUAUUCUUUUUGGAGGUUGGACUGGUGUGAUUCCUGCACAGACAGACGGGUCAAUUUAAGCGAGAUCAUUCCCAGCAAAGCGACUCUUUCCAGUGUGACCUGAUGCAAUCCUUUAACCCUUAACCUUCUUCCAUUCCUCUACUCAGAAUCAUGCUCUCACUAAUUGCUUUUGUUCCUGCAGGAAAAAGAGAUGAUAGUCCUGUAUCUUCUCUCCUGUAAGCAAGAAAGUAGCUUGCAAUCUGCCUUAUAAACUAGAACUGGCAACCACAAGCCACAAAGAUACACUUAAGGGAAAGCAGAACUGGCCUCAGAUUGCUCUUGAUUGGCACAUUGCUCCAGCAAGGUCAACUGAGGAUCUAUAUGAUCCUCUCAGGCUCCACCCUCUUCUUGAAUUGUGGACUGCCUUAAAUAAUUUGUCCUCUAGUCUGGAGAGUUGUCACCUCUUACUUUUUUACCUUGUCACUGCUGAUGAGGAGCCCCUAAGGAAUAUGAGACCUCUUGUAUUAAGUGACUUAUAGACUGUGAGGACUCUGGUUCAACAGAGACUGCUGUGACUGAAAGUCCUAUUUCAGGGUUCUUUGGCUCAUUUAGUUUGUGUCUAUCAGGCACCCUCUUGGCUUACUGUCAGGAUCUGGAAGUGGCUCCUAUGCCUCUGUGGCUUCUGUUAGUGGUUCAGGUAAUCCAACUACUUCUUACACACAACUUGGAAAUGCUACCCUUUUGGAUCGCAGCCUCCAAUCUGCCAGCCAGCAAGGCCGUGACAAUUGCAGGAUUUGGGAAUCAGCCCCCAAAAAAUAACUUUUAGAGGCUCAACUUCUAUUCUUCUGUGUUGGAGUCUAUUUGCUGUUCAGGAUCACAACAGGAGCUCAGGAAAGUUACUUUUCAGACUACAACUUCCAUAAUCCCAAAUGAUGCUGAUGGGGCAAAGUCUGGAAGUUGUAGCCCAAGAAAGCAACUUUUCAAACUGUUAUCACAAGAAAAUGUGGGAUUUUUACCAGAAAAUAAGAGGAAGGAAAAAGAUUAAGCAGUCCUCACCAGUACUCACAUUCAAGCUGUUUGCUUCUGGGUUUUGAAGCUGUAUUUCCUUGGGAAAAAAACAACAGAAGAAGCAAUGUUGAGAGGGAGGAAUAAUAAAUAAAUUGGGUCUUCAACAUACGGUAUGUAGAAAAGCUGCAGUCAAGAAGUUGUGCAGAAACAGUCUUCUUACUGCCAACAUAUCAAAAGUUGCUGCUCAAUGAUCUUGCUUUUGGUUUGGAUGGAUGACUGACAUUCCAUCACAGACUGCCUGCAUUUAUUAGUGCAGGGACAAUUACAAUUAAGAAUAAUCUGUCAGGAAAAAAUCUGGCUGUUCUUAUUUUAUUCUGUGCUCCUAUGAAACCCCUAUUAUCCUCCUGUAUUUUUCUCUAUAAAGACCAAGAGACCAUUCAAUGGAAAAAGUUGUACUUGAUUCCAUGACAUUUUGAUGAUGUGAAGUGUUCUUUUCCCCACUUAUCUUGUUGCUGAAAUUAAUUAUGAAUAAGAAUUGUUUGCUGUAUUCUUAAAAUAUACAAAUAAUUUAACUGGAUGUGUCGUUUCCUUGUAUAAUGUGGUCCGUGAA